This is a messenger RNA of Marmota monax (woodchuck), 2558 nucleotides long. RefSeq names its product SH3 domain containing GRB2 like 1, endophilin A2 (gene Sh3gl1). The transcript is spliced from 10 exons. NCBI's taxonomy places the organism in Eukaryota, Metazoa, Chordata, Mammalia, Rodentia, Sciuridae. Gene Ontology annotation, cellular component: glutamatergic synapse; cytoplasm; presynapse. The record is from RefSeq and is a predicted model, not a curated record. Gene Ontology annotation, biological process: synaptic vesicle uncoating. Gene Ontology annotation, molecular function: protein binding. Bases 142 to 1251 code for a protein of 369 amino acids.
AGCUGGCCAGCGGGCGGCGGGGGCGGCGCCGACGGGGCCCGCGGAGGCACGCGAGGGGUCGGCGGCGCCCGGGAUCCUGUGAUCUGUGCGGGGCCUGCGGUUCGCUCGGUCCGGGCGGGAGGCCCGACGGCGGGAGGCAGCAUGUCGGUGGCGGGGCUGAAGAAACAGUUCUACAAGGCGAGCCAGUUGGUCAGCGAGAAGGUCGGAGGGGCAGAGGGGACCAAGCUGGACGAUGACUUCAAAGAGAUGGAGAAGAAGGUGGAUGUCACCAGCAAGGCAGUGGCAGAAGUGCUGGUCAGAACAAUCGAGUAUCUGCAGCCCAACCCAGCCUCUCGGGCCAAGCUGACAAUGCUGAACACGGUGUCCAAGAUCCGGGGCCAGGUGAAGAACCCCGGCUACCCGCAGUCGGAAGGCCUCCUGGGAGAGUGCAUGAUCCGCCACGGGAAGGAGCUGGGCGGAGAGUCCAACUUUGGUGAUGCCCUGCUGGAUGCAGGGGAGUCCAUGAAGCGCCUGGCUGAGGUGAAGGACUCGCUGGACAUAGAGGUCAAGCAGAACUUCAUUGACCCGCUGCAGAACCUGUGUGACAAAGACCUGAAGGAGAUCCAGCACCACCUGAAGAAGCUGGAAGGUCGCCGCCUGGACUUUGACUACAAAAAGAAGCGGCAGGGCAAGAUCCCUGACGAGGAGCUGCGCCAGGCCAUGGAGAAGUUUGAGGAGUCCAAGGAAGUGGCAGAGACCAGCAUGCACAACCUCCUGGAGACAGACAUCGAGCAGGUGAGCCAGCUCUCGGCCCUGGUGGACGCGCAGCUGGACUACCACCGACAGGCCGUGCAGAUCCUGGACGAGCUGGCCGACAAGCUCAGGCGCAGGGUGCGAGACGCCUCCUCACGCCCCAAGCGGGAGUACAAGCCCAAGCCCCGGGAGCCUUUUGACCUCGGAGAGCCAGAGCAGUCCAACGGGGGCUUCCCCUGCACCACAGCCCCCAAGACCACAGCAGCUUCAUCGUCCUUCCGAUCUUCGGACAAGCCCAUCCGGACCCCCAGUAGGAGUAUGCCACCCUUGGACCAGCCCAGCUGCAAGGCACUGUACGACUUUGAGCCUGAGAACGACGGGGAGCUGGGCUUCCGCGAGGGCGACCUCAUCACGCUCACCAACCAGAUCGACGAGAACUGGUACGAGGGCAUGCUGCACGGCCAGUCGGGCUUCUUCCCCCUCAGCUACGUGGAGGUGCUCGUGCCUCUGCCGCAGUGACAUGCCAAGGCCCUCCCGCCCUCCGUCCACACCAGCCGGGUCUCCUGCAUUCCAUUUAGCAGCUGAUUCGGGCCCACCGGGCGGCCUGUCACCAGGCUGCAGGGCCAACGAGGCAGGCAGCUCUCAUCCGGGCCUGCCCGUCUGCACCGGUGAGCGUGGGCCCACACUGGAGGCAGCGGGCUCCCUUCCCCACCUUCUGGCAGUCCUCCUGGGGCUGGGCUGCGUCCUUCCUUCCCUUUCAUGGCCUCCUUCCCCGGCCAGCAGGCCUGAGGUGGGACUAACACUAAGGUGCUCUUAGAAACACUAAUGUUCCCUGGAGGAGCAGCAAUUUCCUCCCAUCCUGGGGCCAUCCCUGUUGUGGCUGCAGGGCCCAGCUCCUCUCCCUGUCACCUGACCUGCUGCCUUAACAGGGUGGGGUGGGACUGAGGCAAGACCCCUGGCCACCUCCCCACAUCCCAGGUUUUAAAUCCCCUCCCCGCCCGUUGCUGGCGAUGGGCCAGGCCCCCAUCCAGGGCACCCCAGAGGCCUGAAGUCCCAGAGGUGCUGUCCCUGAGCCUUGCACACAUGCUACUUCCUGGAGAGCUGGGGCCUUCAGAGGCCCCUAGGCCAGGGCGUCCCUCACCUCUUAGAACCUGCUGUCAGCUCUGCUUGUGAUCAGGACGAGAUAGGCCUGGGUUUUCAGAGGCUGCCUGCUCAAGGACAAGCCCUCUCCCAGGAGCCCUGGGCCCACCGCUGUCUCAGGAGCCUGUCACCCUCCCAGCCAAGUCCUCAGACACUGGCUGGCUUGUACCCACCCACCCAUAGCCACCCUCAUGAGGCCAAUGGGUCCAGCCUCCUAAAGCCCCAGCACAUGGAGGGCUGUGCCCACCCUGCACACAAACAGCUCACUCGGGACCACGGCCCAUCCUGCUCUGCCGGAGGUUGAGCUCGAAUGCUCUGAAGACUGUCACCUCAGACCUGGCUUGCCAGCACCUGCCUUCCCUACACCAAGCCAGCGGCUGUGUCCCGAGACCCCUACCCAGACCAGCAGGAUCCCAGCCCCAGCUUCCACUCCCUCUCACCUAAUCCAAACUUGUCUAAAUGGAGGGACCUCUGGGCUUGGCCACAUUCACAUUCCCUUCCCUAGGACUCCACAAAGCCCCUGGGACACCAGGCUCUGCCCUUCUCUUUUGCCCCUUUGUGACUACCACAUGGGGACACGCAGUCUCUGCCAAGACGGGCGGUGCGACCUGGCUUCCCAUCCAGGGUGGACUGAAAUGUACGCCUAAUUUUUUUAAAAAAAGAAGUAUUAAAUGUUUCUUUCUACA